This is a messenger RNA of Populus nigra (black poplar), 2333 nucleotides long. RefSeq names its product transcription factor CSA-like. Gene Ontology annotation, molecular function: RNA polymerase II cis-regulatory region sequence-specific DNA binding; DNA-binding transcription factor activity, RNA polymerase II-specific. Gene Ontology annotation, cellular component: nucleus. The transcript has 3 exons. The coding region runs from base 791 to 1942 and encodes 383 amino acids. The record is from RefSeq and is a predicted model, not a curated record. Lineage: Eukaryota; Viridiplantae; Streptophyta; Magnoliopsida; Malpighiales; Salicaceae. Gene Ontology annotation, biological process: regulation of DNA-templated transcription.
GUUUUCUCCAAACCCCAAGAAAGAGCAGGACAAGAGAGAGAAAACAAAGCCAAACACCAAUACCAACACCAAAACGCAUAUGUUUUUGAGGGACACACCCACCUACCCACACGAGUGGUUUUCGAGUUGCAUGAAAUGCAACACUCCCCAACAAGAGAGAGAGAGAGAGAGAGAGAGGAGAGAGGAGAGAGCGACGCUGAUUGGUUGCUAUAAACACCAUAUUGGUGGUGUUGUAGAGGAGUAUUAACUGUAGAGAGAUCAGUUUCAAAAUAAGGACCCUAACCUCAUUUCUCCAUGCUCUCCCCGUAUAAACAAACAAACAAACGCAUAGUUUUUAUGGAGAGUGAGGAAGGGAGAGAGUGAGAAUCGUGCGGGUUCUUCUCUUCUUUUUGGUAAUGGUUAUUACUGACUUUUCUUUUCUCAUCCAACAGUGAAAUCCCAUUACGUUUCCUGUUCCCUUUUCCUUAUAAAUCAACUGCAUCUGUUUAAUCUGAUUCUUCUCUGCCCAAAAUAGAAAAAGAACUGAUGAUUUCUCUCUUGCUAACUAACCCUUUGAGAUGGGCAAGAGGGGGAGUAGCUAACAUGGAACUGCAUUUCAGUUUCCUUUGCCUCUGAUCACUCUUCUCCUCUGAUAUCUCUCUCUUUCCAAAACCAAGCAGAGGAGGAGAGAAAGAAAGCCGCUUCCUUUCUCCUUCUAUCAACUUCGAUAUCUGACCUUUAUUGUUCUCCCUUAUAAAGCAUUGUAGAAAAGGAACCCGUUUUGGGUCUACCUGGUUUAGUUUUGGUCAGAAUGAGUCUACAACACCUAAUGAGUGACAGAUAUGUUUUCAACGGGUAUCAAGACAUGAACUUUUUGCCUCCACCUCCACCUCCUCCUCCUGCUUCUCAUCUUUCUCUCUCUCAUGCAUUUGGGGUUAAGGGUCAACCAGGUGAGACAGGGACUAGCAAUCCUCAAAUGGGGUUUCAGAUUUUGAGCCAUCCAAUGGGCCAGGACAGGAAACCACGGAGCAUUCAACAGCUUGAAAGCAGGGGAGCUGAUAUGAGUGAUGUGGACUUUGGCGUUCAAAAAAAGAGCUUGUCUUUGAAUCCAGGUGAGGAAGAGGAGCUUAAAACCUCUGCUCUUGGUAGAAAUGGGCAUACAAAGCUUUGUGCUAGAGGUCAUUGGAGACCAGCUGAAGAUGCUAAGCUAAAAGAGCUCGUGGCUCAAUAUGGUCCUCAAAAUUGGAACUUGAUUGCAGAGAAUCUUGAAGGAAGAUCAGGUAAGAGCUGUAGAUUAAGGUGGUUUAACCAACUGGAUCCAGGAAUUAACAGGAAGGCAUUCACUGAAGAGGAAGAGGAGAGACUUCUAGCUGCUCAUAGACUUUAUGGCAACAAAUGGGCUAUGAUUUCUAGGCUAUUUCCUGGUAGGACUGAUAAUGCAGUUAAGAACCAUUGGCAUGUGAUCAUGGCCAGGAAACAUAGAGAAAACUCCAGCGUUUACAGGAGGAGAAAGCCCACUUCUUCCUCUCAAAUCCUCCCUAAAGGAUCAUUAAAUGUCACUUUGCAAAACAAUGCUUGCAGUGAAUCAACAACCAUCACUAGCACUAUCGAGGAGUCUGGCUCAACAUGCACCGAUCUCUCUCUCACCCCCUCUUCGACCAAAGUACCUGCUAGACUUUUCACCAGGUUCAGUCCUCAAGGUUCCCAAAGGGGUUUAUCGGCAGAGAAGGAAGCGACUGUGGGAAAUGUGGAUUUCGACGAGUUCUAUGGCAGUAGCAAUGGGUUUUAUCAAAAUGGGCCUAUGAUGGUGGUUACGCGUGUGGACCAAUCUGGUCAGUCGGAUUCAAACUCAGAAGAUUCUGCAACUGGGUCGGUUGUCACCAACAGGGCCAAUCUCUGUGAAAAUAGGAACGAGAGAAUCAACAUGCCCUUCAUAGACUUUCUUGGAGUAGGAGCUACAUAAGAUAAGUUGGGUUUUAGGUAAAAUUAAAGAAAGAAAAGCUGGUUAAAAGAGAAGAAAAGUGGGUUUCAGGUGUUAUUGACAAUGUUUUAAGCACAGUAAAAGUUCCUUAAGUGGAAAAGAAAGAGAACAACAAUGAGGUAAAAAAAAAACAGGGGAGAGAGAGAGUAAUGAGUAGCUAAGAGUUGCAAAACAAAUAAUAAUCCUAAAAAAGCUUGUAGUUUUGGAGUUAUCUAGCAAAAGCAGCAGCAGAGGCAAAGUUAUUUCUCCUCACAGUCAUGCUUCAUGGCCAAAUCUUGCAUGUGUAUGAUGCCGAUGGCCGUAAAAGUUUCUCCUCUGACCACUGUGCACUGACUCAUGAUGAAUGAACCUGCCAUCUUUAAUGGCUUUUCAA